UAUAUAUAUUCUUUACUUUACUUUACUUCUUUUACUCCCCUCUCUUUACAGCCAUUCUAUCUUAUUGUUCUUGAGUCAACAUGAUUCCUUCCGUUGUCAGAAAGACUGUCAAGUCUUCACUGCCUUUGGUAUGUCUCCGGGCCCAACAGGCUUCUUACUCUACCGGAAAAUGGGCUUCCCAAAAGGUUCCAAUGUCAAAUCUAGAAAACCACUAUAUCAACUACCAAAGAAUUGCAGACAAUCUUGAAGUAGUUCGUAAAAGAUUGAAUCGUCCUUUGACCUUGUCUGAAAAGGUAGUCUAUGGGCACCUAGACGACCCUCACAACCAAGAAAUUGUCCGAGGACAAUCGUACCUCAAUCUUCGUCCUGACCGUGUCGCUUGUCAGGACGCGACUGCUCAAAUGGCCAUCCUUCAAUUCAUGUCGGCCGGACUGCCGAGUGUGGCUGUUCCCACAACCGUUCAUUGUGAUCACUUGAUCGAAGCCCAAAAGGGCGGCGAGAAAGAUUUGAAGCGCGCAAUUGACGUGAACAAGGAGGUCUAUGACUUCCUUGCGACCGCGACUGCAAAGUAUAAUAUUGGUUUCUGGCGACCAGGGUCUGGCAUUAUCCACCAGAUCAUUCUCGAGAACUAUGCAUUCCCCGGCGGACUCAUGAUCGGCACGGACUCCCACACUCCAAACGCAGGUGGUCUGGGCAUGGUGGCCAUUGGUGUUGGUGGUGCCGACGCAGUCGACGUGAUGUCCGGCCUCCCCUGGGAGCUCAAGUGCCCAAAGGCAAUUGGUGUCAAAUUGACCGGAAAACUCCAUGGCUGGACAUCGCCCAAGGACAUCAUUCUCAAGGUGGCCGGCAUUCUAACCGUCAAGGGCGGAACGGGCGCAAUUGUCGAAUACUUUGGUGACGGUGUGGACUCGAUUUCCUGCACUGGAAUGGGUACCAUCUGCAACAUGGGAGCUGAAAUUGGCGCCACCACUUCUCUGUUCCCUUACAACGAGCGGAUGGGUGACUACCUCAGGGCCACACGGCGGUCCGAGAUUGCUCAAUACGCCAAAGCAUUCUCAGACAAUCUACGUGCUGAUCCGGAUGCCAAAUAUGACCAAGUGGUCGAAAUUGAUCUUGACAAACUAGAACCCCACAUCAAUGGACCUUUUACGCCCGAUCUUGCAACCCCGAUAUCGAAGUUCAAGCAGGCCGUCAAGGACAAUGACUGGCCGGCCGAACUCAAGGUUGGCCUGAUUGGCUCGUGCACCAAUUCGUCGUAUGAGGACAUGACCCAUUCUGCGUCGAUUGCCCAGCAGGCGCUUGACCAUGGCAACAAGGCAAAGUCAGAGUUCACGAUCACGCCUGGCUCAGAGCAGAUCAGAGCCACGAUUGAGCGAGAUGGCAUCAUGGAUGUGCUGACAAAGGCUGGCGGUAUGGUGCUGGCCAAUGCGUGCGGACCUUGUAUCGGACAGUGGGAUCGUGAGGAUGUCAAGAAGGGUGUCAAGAAUUCUAUCAUCACAUCCUACAAUCGUAACUUUACAGGCCGUAACGACGGAAACCCUGCCACGCAUGCGUUUGUCGCAUCUCCCGAGCUGGUGACCGCAAUGGUGUUUGCUGGCGACCUGACCUUCAAUCCACUCAAGGACUCGCUGACCGGUGCGGAUGGAAAGCCGUACAAGUUUGCAGCCCCAACCGGUGAUGAACUGCCACCAGAUGGCUAUGAUCCCGGACAGAACACAUACCAGGCCCCGCCGGCCGACCGGUCAAAGAUCGAUGUGGCCGUGUCGCCGACAUCAAGCCGGCUGCAGCUCCUGAAGCCAUUCAAACCCUGGGACGGAAAGGACAUCUUUGAGAUUCCGAUUCUGAUCAAGGCCAAAGGUAAAUGCACGACGGAUCACAUUUCGAUGGCCGGACCCUGGCUCAAGUACCGUGGCCAUCUGGACAACAUCUCGAACAACAUGCUUAUUGGAGCCUUGAAUGCCGAGAACAACGAGGUGAACAAGAUCAAGAACGCGUUCACUGGAAAAUACGACGGAGUGCCAGAGACUGCACGCGACUACAAGGAGAGAGGUGUGAAAUGGGUUGUGAUCGGAGACGAGAAUUAUGGCGAGGGAUCUUCGCGCGAGCAUGCAGCGCUUGAGCCCCGGUUCUUGAAUGGAGCAGCCAUCAUCACAAAGUCGUUUGCGCGUAUUCACGAGACCAAUCUGAAGAAGCAAGGCAUGCUUCCGUUGACGUUUGCCAAUCCUGCCGACUACGACAAGGUGCAGCCGACCGACAAGGUGGAUAUCCUUGGCCUGACUGACUUUAAGGAGGGCAAGCCUCUGACGAUGCGCCUUCACCAUGAGAAUGGCAAGACUGAGGAUAUCAAGCUCAACCACACGUUCAACUCUGGUCAGAUUGGAUGGUUUAAGGCUGGAUCUGCACUCAACUUGAUGAGAGAGAACACGAAGAAUAAGAAGAAUAAGGCUUAGUUUUCUUUGAAUAUUUCUUUAUUUGGUUCCUGUUUUCUCAAUAUAUGUUUCAAAAGCAUAUUUAUGUUUGAUAGUCAAAUAAAUAAAUAAAUAAAUAAAUAAAAUUAUCAUCAAGCUUCCUUGUAUUUUUUUUAAUACUUU
Messenger RNA from Phycomyces blakesleeanus NRRL 1555(-), 2591 nucleotides. It is a transcript of the gene PbAcoc, whose product is annotated as aconitase. Gene Ontology annotation, biological process: tricarboxylic acid cycle. Gene Ontology annotation, cellular component: cytosol; mitochondrion. The transcript is spliced from 3 exons. NCBI's taxonomy places the organism in Eukaryota, Fungi, Mucoromycota, Mucoromycetes, Mucorales, Phycomycetaceae. The record is from RefSeq and is a predicted model, not a curated record. The coding region runs from base 81 to 2450 and encodes 789 amino acids. Gene Ontology annotation, molecular function: aconitate hydratase activity; 4 iron, 4 sulfur cluster binding.